Messenger RNA from Thecamonas trahens ATCC 50062, 614 nucleotides. RefSeq names its product 50S ribosomal protein L19e. Gene Ontology annotation, biological process: translation. Bases 21 to 614 code for a protein of 197 amino acids. The transcript has 4 exons. Gene Ontology annotation, cellular component: ribosome; cytosolic large ribosomal subunit. The record is from RefSeq and is a predicted model, not a curated record. Gene Ontology annotation, molecular function: RNA binding; structural constituent of ribosome. NCBI's taxonomy places the organism in Eukaryota, Apusomonadida, Apusomonadidae.
CCUCUCGUCAUUUGCUCGUCAUGGUCAAGCUUACCACUGUGAAGCGCCUGGGCGCAGACAUCCUCAAGUGCGGUACCAACAAGGUCUGGCUCGACCCGAACGAGGUUGUCGAGCUUGCCUCCGCCGGCUCGCGCAAUGCCGUCCGCCGCUACAUCAAGCUCGGUUACGUCGUGAAGAAGCCGUCGAACGCUGUCUCGCGUGCCCGCAUCCGGGAGCACAACCGCAAGAAGCGCCUUGGUCGCUACACUGGCUUUGGUCACCGCAAGGGUACCGCUAACGCGCGUAUGCCCCGCAAGACCCUCUGGAUCCGCCGCCAGCGCGUGCUCCGCCGCCUGCUCCGCAAGUACCGUGCCGCCGGCAAGAUCGACAACCACCUGUACCACAAGCUGUACCUCCAGUCCAAGGGUAACGUCUACAAGAACAAGCGCGUUCUCAUCGAGCACAUCCACUACGAGAAGGCCGAGGCUGCCCGCUCCAAGGCCCUCGCCCAGGCCGCCGAGGCGCACAAGAACAAGGUUCGCGCCGCCAAGGCCCGCCGCGCCGAGCGCAAGGCCGCCAAGGCUCAGGCUGCCCGCGAGGCCUACGACCGCCAGGUUAAGGGCAUCAAGGCUUAA